Cooperia oncophora is the source of this 546-nucleotide messenger RNA. The record is from the annotation of a GenBank genome assembly. Lineage: Eukaryota; Metazoa; Nematoda; Chromadorea; Rhabditida; Trichostrongylidae.
AUGAUGCCGCUCUGUAUAUUCGGUGUGCUAUCCAUCAUACGGCACUGUUCAGCUUGCCUUGCAACAGCCACAUCACCCGAAGCUUUGUUAUCCCUUCUGGCACCCCAGAAUCCUUUUCAAACCCCUACAACCAAUUAUUUUCAACCUCCUGCUUUCCCUCAACCCCAGACACAAGCCUUCGCUCAGCCAACUUGGGCUAAUCCUCAAUUAACGCCUGCAUUUCAAGUGCAACCGCAACCUUUUCCACUAGCGCCUCAAAUGCCCAAUCCGUUUCAACCUCCACCUAGCCCACAGACCCCGGACCCUGCUGAGGAGGUCCCCUUGACACAACCGGAUACAACGGCUGCUUCUGCGCAGCAGGGCCAGACAGAAAAUGCUCAACAAAGGCAGCCACAAAAUCCGAGAAAGAAGUCAAAAGAUGAUCGUCGAGAAGAUCGAGUGAAAGGAAGGAAGAAGGAGAACAGCGACGAUUACUACUACUACGAUCCAGAAGAUCUUCUUCCUAAUGGGCAAGGAGAAGGCGAUCCCGACUAUGUGAGUGAAUGA